AAAAAAUCUUGAACCUUUCCACUUCCACUCGUGAAGAUUUCCUACGAGUAAUGAGUUUCGAUGUUGACACAUAGAGAAGUUUUCAAAUGUAUUAGACCUAAUAUAUUACUGUUUUUUGUUAAUGAAUUAGUUGCCAAACGAUUUGUUAAUACAAAAUGACUAUCAUUUUGUUUCUUAUCGACACAAGCGCUUCUAUGAACCAGCGAACUUAUUUAGGUGCUAGACCUACUCUCUUAGAUGUUGCAAAGGAUGCUGUUGAAAGAUUUAUUAAGAUAAGGCAAAGAGAUUCUGCAAGUAGAGGAGAUAGGUAUAUGCUUUUAACAUUUGAAGAUCCCCCUGGAAACAUAAAGGCUGGAUGGAAAGAAAGUUUAGCUACUUUUAUGACAGAGUUAAAAAACCUGCAGUCUGUAGGAAUGACUACACUUGGUGCAGCUCUAAAAUAUGCUUUUGAUUUGCUGAACAUUAACAGAAUGCAGACUGGCAUUGAUACUUAUGGUCAAGGUCGAUGUCCUUUUUAUUUAGAACCUUCCAUUAUUAUUGUAAUUACAGAUGGGGGAAAACUAACCACCACCCUUGGUGUGCAAGAAGAGCUAAAUCUUCCUAUGCAUUCAUCAGUACCGGGUUCAGAAUUGACCAAAGAGCCAUUUCGAUGGGAUCAGCGAUUGUUUUCUCUUGUACUUAGAUUAACGGGCAUUCCACCUGCUGAAAGAGAACCAAGUUCUGUCGUCCCUCCUGAUAAUUCACCUGUAGAUGCUAUGUGUGAAGUAACUGGAGGUCGUUCAUAUGCUGUUAUCUCUCAAAGAAUGUUGAUGCAGUGCUUAGAAUCUCUUGUUCAGAAACUUCAAGGAGGAGUAGUGAUAAACUUUGAAAAAAUUGGACCAGAUCCUCCGCCUAUUACUACUGAAGAAUCUUUAAUGGAAGACAAAAUUAGCCACAAGCCUUCCUCACCAAGUGUUCAUCCUAAUCUUCCAAAUCCACCGAAUCAAAAUGGUACAAUCAGUCCUCCCUUAUAUGGAUCUAAUAAUAAUACAUCUUGGCAGUCAUGCCGUAAACUGAUUUAUGUUCAGAGAUCGGCUCAGAAAGGAUACACUGUUGGCCAUUGGCCAAUACCUGAGUCAUUCUGGCCAGAUCAAAAUAGCCCUGCUUUGCCACCAAGAUCAGCACAUCCUAUAGUGAAAUUUAGCUGUGCAAACAGUGAACCUAUGGUUAUUGAUAAUCUUCCAUUUGACAAAUAUGAACUUGAACCUAGUCCUCUAACCCAAUACAUUCUUUCUCGAAAGCAGCCAACAGUGGCUUGGCAGGUUUUUGUUAGUAAUAGUUACAAGAAUAGUGAAGUUGAUCAUCCGUUUGGAUACUUAAAAGCCAGUACUAGCCUUACAUGUGUUAAUUUGUUUGUGAUGCCGUAUAAUUAUCCAGUAUUAUUGCCUCUGCUAGAUGAUUUAUUCAAGAUUCAUCGAUGUAAACCUACAAGAGAAUGGAAACAACAGUUUGAUAAUUACCUAAAAAACAUGCCAUUAUAUUAUGCAGCGCCACUUAAGCGAGCUUUGCAAAGAAUGGGAGCUCCAAAUCUUGUACCUGACACUAUGGAGAACUGUUUAAGUUACAAUGUACUAAAUUAUCUUAAAAGAUUAAAAAAUCAGGCUAAAACUGAAUUUGAAAAACUUAUCUCAACCGUUGGAACAAAAAAGACAAUAUCAGACGGGAUACGCGUCAAUCCUGCGCCACAGCGCCCAUUUGGCUCAGCCACUAAACUCACUGAAAUGAAUUUGACGCCACACUUAGUUAUGAAUGACAGAUUUACAGCUCUGAAAAAUGAUCUAAAUGAUUUUAAUCUUUUUGUUUUAUAUGUUAAAGACAGAGAAAUAAAGCAUGAAAGCUAUAGAAAUGCAUAUGAUAUUCCUAGGAAUAACAUUUUGGAUCAGCUUGCCAGAAUGAGAUCAAACUUCCUUCAGUGUUCUUUGAGCCAUACCCGACUUCAAGAUGAAGAUCAAAUGCAUAGCCUUCCUGUUGGUCAAAUGGGGAAUUAUCAAGAGUAUUUAAAGCGUUUCACCCCACCUUUACGAGAAAUUGAAUCCAUUCCUGUUCGUCAGCAUAUGUUUGGUAAUCCUUUUAAAAUCGACAAAAGAAUGAUGGUUGAUGAAGCUGAUAUUGAUCUUGUUGGUGGCGGUGGAGGAAAUUCUCCCAUGCGAGGACAAAAAAGGCUAUUAGAUUCACCUAUUGGAUCUCCUAAAGCUAAACGCAAACCUGGUCCUUUACCUAAAGAUUUUCCCGUUUGGCGACCCCAGAGUCCUUCACCAAUAUCCCCUAAUUUAAACCAUAUAUCAUCAGAAUCGCAUAUCAUACCAAUCACCCCCCCUAAUGAUGCAGAUGAAGAUAUUUAUGUUAUAGAAAAAGAAAGACAUGCUCCGCCACUUUCUCCUUUGGAAGAUGGACUUUUCAUGUGGAAUAAUGGCCCUGACAUGCAGGUCAUGAAUCAUGUUAAUUCACGCAAUGUAGUGAAUCAUAUUGACUCUUGGGGUGAUGAAGAUGUUGGAUUAAACAUGACAUCUGUAGGACUAAACUGCACAAAUGAUAUCAGCCACUAUAUGCAGGAUUCUGUUUUUAGGACAGAAUUAAUUCGUGUUAGAAGUUCCCUUUUUAAAGAAGUCAGGAAACCAGGAAGGAAUUUUUGUCAGCUUUUUAAGCAGUUGGAGGCAGUGGACAAUAAUCUUGAUGUUCAAAUUUUUAUGGUACGGGAAGUCAUAAAUGAGGCAUAUAGGUUUAAAAGAAAAUACUUAGUAAAGUUAUUAGAAGACUUUGAACAAAAUCUCCUGCAAAGUAGGAGAGUAACACAUAUUGAGCCACCUACCUAUUCCAGGUAGCUAAGGAAAAUAAUUAUCAUGUGUAUAUAAAAAUAAGAUCCAAUUUUUUGAAUUAUUUUAUUAAAAUGUCAUAUUUUACUAAAA
Messenger RNA from Stegodyphus dumicola, 2945 nucleotides. RefSeq names its product integrator complex subunit 6 (gene IntS6). NCBI's taxonomy places the organism in Eukaryota, Metazoa, Arthropoda, Arachnida, Araneae, Eresidae. Gene Ontology annotation, biological process: snRNA 3'-end processing. Gene Ontology annotation, cellular component: integrator complex. The record is from RefSeq and is a predicted model, not a curated record.